AUGCUGGAAUCCGCCGCUGCAUCGCCUCUUAACAACAAGUAUUACGGCGAAGAAAACAUUUUUCGGCUUGCGGCGAUUCUCGCAUCAAGGAUGAUCAAAAAUCACGCAUUCCAAUACGGCAACAAGCGCGCUGCGCUGUAUUCUGCCGACAUGUUUCUUAAAAUCAACGGCCGUCGCGACUAA
Molecule: messenger RNA, 183 nt
Organism: Pyricularia grisea
Lineage: Eukaryota; Fungi; Ascomycota; Sordariomycetes; Magnaporthales; Pyriculariaceae
Exons: 2
Coding region: 1-183 (60 amino acids)
Molecular function (GO): kinase activity
Source: RefSeq, a predicted model, not a curated record